This is a messenger RNA of Myxocyprinus asiaticus (Chinese sucker), 4535 nucleotides long. Its product is annotated as protocadherin-10-like. The transcript has 4 exons. Gene Ontology annotation, molecular function: calcium ion binding. Gene Ontology annotation, cellular component: plasma membrane. Gene Ontology annotation, biological process: homophilic cell-cell adhesion. NCBI's taxonomy places the organism in Eukaryota, Metazoa, Chordata, Actinopteri, Cypriniformes, Catostomidae. Bases 480 to 3584 code for a protein of 1034 amino acids. The record is from RefSeq and is a predicted model, not a curated record.
CCCCGCAGGAGUGCAUCAGAUAUACUUGGGACCUUUAAGGAAAAAAAAAAAAAAAAAAAAAAAGGGAAACUUAUUGACUGUCGCUAUAAAAAAGAGACUAUAGCUCUAAUAUUAAAUGCAUUUGUUGAAUUAACUCUCUGGAUUAUGAUAGUGUGUUUUAUCAUACACACAAUCUCUUUGUAUCUAAAGCAGUGUCAGUUUAAUGUACUGUUUACUUGUGCCAGAAUUUCUCUGCGACUCUGAAUCUAGACCUGUCGUGUGUUCGUCGAGGUGCACGGAGGGAAUCGCCAUGGGAAAUCGCUCCUGCAUUAAACAGCACCCAGACAGCAUGGUUUUUGGCUAACAGCCCCGUUCCAGGAAAGAUACUACCUUUGAACCAAAGCCUUAAGCACGCUCGCCUUACCUUGGGGAAGAGGGUGAUGGUUUUGCUGCGUGCUCUGCGGAGAUAAAAUAUUCCAAGUGCCCUUUCCGGAGUGGAGAUGUUUGUGUUUUUGCUCCUGUUGUGUCUCGCUGAUGGGGUAGUUUCGCAGAUCCGUUACUCUGUGUCCGAGGAAUCGGAGCAUGGCACGUUUGUGGGAAAUAUCGCAGAGGAUUUGGGACUGGACCUUACCAAACUUUCAUCCCGCCGCUUUCAGGUGGUGCCCAGCUCGCGGACGCCGUACCUGGAAGUAAAUUUGGAGAAUGGGGUGCUUUUCGUGAACGAGAAGAUUGACCGGGAGCGCAUCUGUAAGCAGAGCACCAGCUGUUUGCUUCACCUGGAAGUGUUCCUUGAGAACCCGCUCGAGCUCUUCCGCGUGGAGAUAGAGGUGGUGGACAUCAACGACAACCCGCCGAGCUUCCCGGAGACGGACAUCACCGUAGAAAUAUCCGAGAGCGCGACCCCUGGCACGCGCUUCCCUUUGGAGAGCGCCUUCGACCCUGAUGUCGGUAGUAACGCACUGCGCACCUACGACAUCACCAAUAACAACUAUUUCUACCUAGAUGUGCAAACUCAGACUGACGGCAACAAAUUCGCCGAGCUGGUUUUGGAAAAGCCACUGGAUCGGGAACAACAGGCGACGCACCGUUAUGUUCUCACUGCCGUGGACGGUGGCCAGCCACCUCGGACCGGGACAGCUCUGCUUGUGGUUAGGGUGCUCGACUCCAAUGACAACGUGCCCGUGUUUGAUCAGCCGGUGUACUCUGUGAACCUGGCUGAGAACGCGCCCGUGGGCACGCUUGUUAUCCAGCUUAACGCGACAGACUCUGAUGAGGGCCCGAACGGAGAGGUCAUUUACUCAUUCAGCAACCACAUAUCGAACAGAGUGAAGGAACUGUUCGAUAUUGACGCAAGAACUGGCCGGAUAGAGGUCAGAGGUGAGGUGGACUUUGAGGAGAGCAGCCUGUAUCAGAUUUACGUUCAAGCGAAAGACAUGGGACCUAAUGCUGUGCCCGCGCAUUGUAAAGUUUUAGUAAAAGUGGCAGAUGUGAAUGACAACGCGCCAGAGAUUGUCUUCAGCACCGUCACGGAGUCCGUUAGUGAGAACGCAGCCACGGGCACCGUCAUCGCGCUGAUCAGUGUCACCGAUCAAGACUCUGAGGAGAACGGCCAGACUCAUGUGGAGAUUCUCGGCGACGUUCCUUUUAAACUCAAAACCUCGUUCCGAAAUUAUUACACUAUUGUCACCGACGGUCCUCUAAACCGAGAGAAUGUAGAGACGUACACUGUCACUGUGGUUGCGCGGGAUAAAGGAGUUCCAUCUCAAUCGACCAGCAAAUCAAUGAAAGUGCACGUGUCCGAUGAGAAUGACAACGCGCCCACGUUUACGCAGCCAAUGUAUGAUGUGUAUGUGACUGAAAACAACGUCCCCGGUGCUUAUAUUUACGCUGUCAGUGCCGUUGACCCUGACGUCGGACAGAAUGCUUAUAUAACUUACUCAGUAGUGGAGUGUGAGAUCCAGGGUAUGUCCGUGGUCACUUACGUGUCAAUCAAUUCGGAGAAUGGGUAUCUUUACGCCCUCAGAUCCUUUGAUUAUGAGCAACUAAAAGACUUUAGCUUCAUUGUUCAAGCCAGAGACUCGGGAAGCCCUGAACUGUGGUCCAACGCCACAGUAAAUGUAAUUAUAGUGGAUCAGAACGAUAACGCGCCGUCUGUGAUUGCGCCUCUUGGAAAAAAUGGCACUGCGCGGGAGCCUUUGCCGCGCUCUGCCGAACCAGGCUACUUGGUGACGCGCAUUGUCGCCAUGGAUGCAGAUGAUGGAGAGAACGCGAGGUUGUCCUAUAGUAUACAGCGAGGUAAUGAGAAUGGCAUGUUCCGAAUGGACUGGCGCACCGGGGAGUUGCGCACGGCCCGCCGGGUGUCAGCCAAACGAGACCUGCAACAGCUUUAUGAGCUGUUGAUUGAGGUGAGAGAUCACGGGCAGCCUCCCAUGUCCUGCAGCGCGGUGGUGCAGGUGACACUCGUGGAAAGUCUCGUGGAGGGCCACAGUGGAGAGCGCGGCUCGGCCAAGGCCAAAGACGCGUCUCUGGACUUGACACUCAUUCUCAUCAUAGCGCUUGGCUCUGUCUCCUUUAUUUUCCUCCUGGCCAUGAUUGUGCUGGCCGUGCGCUGUCAGAAGGACAAAAAGCUGAAUAUUUACAGCACUUGUCUGGCGAGCGACUGCUGCUGCCUUAUAGGCUGUGGGUCGUGCGGGUCAGGCGGCUGCUGCGGGCGUCAAGCCCGGGCUACCCGAAAAAAGAAGAAACUAAGCAAGUCGGACAUCAUGCUGGUCCAGAGCACCAAUACAGCCAACGUGAGCGUGGCGAGCGCUGCGCAGGUGCCCGUGGAGGAAUCGGGGAGCUUCGGUUCGCUUCAUCAGAGCCAAAACUAUUGUUACCAAGUCUGCCUGACCCCAGAAUCGGCCAAAACGGACCUGAUGUUCCUGAAGGCCUGUAGCCCGUCCCGCAGCAAUGACACCGAGCACAACCCGUGCGGAGCCAUAGUGGCAGGCUAUACUGACCAACAGCAACCUGACAUCAUAUCAAACGGCAGCCUGCUCUCCAGUGAGACAAAACACCAGAGAGCAGAGCUAAGUUACUUGGUGGACCGACCAAGGCGCGUUAACAGCUCAGCGUUCCAAGAGGCGGAUAUCGUGAGCUCAAAAGACAGUGGUCAUGGAGACAGCGAGCAGGGAGACAGUGACCAUGACGCCAUGCAUCGCGGGCAUUCCUCUGGAGCAGACCUGUUCUCCAACUGCACGGAGGAGUGUAAGGCCCUCGGCCACUCAGAUCGCUGCUGGAUGCCAAGUUUUGUGCCCACCGAGGCUCGGCAGGGCACCGAUUACCGCAGCAACCUGCAUGUGCCAGGCAUGGACUCGGUACCCGACUCUGAGGUAUUUGAGGGCGAGACGCUGGCGGGCGAUCAGUUAUUCUCCACCUUUGGCAAAGAGACGCCACACCACCCCAACCAGACGCACCAACAUCAACACCACCAACAUCAACACCACCUCAAUGCCUCCACACUAGAGAGGAAAGAGUUCGAUGCACUUCUGUGUAACUCGCGCAUGCCUUACAAAGCCGCCUGUCUGUGUGAGUAUCUUGAAGAGAGAGCUUUCUGUCUCUCUUGAUCUGACCCAAAAGCAUUCCAAAUUCAAGGCUUCUGGCAUGAAGUGCUGUUGAAUUCUCCUCUAAAGACCUCUUGACCUUCACAUCUCUGCCCUAUUUUACCCAUCAGCAUCUGUCCGUCUCUUCAUCCUUCAUCUGCUCUUCAUCCUUUUACUGCUACCAGGUCUACAUUCAUAAAAAGAAAGGCUCCAGUUAGAACCAACAAGGGUUUUACAACUUAGUUCCACAAAGAACCUUUUAUUCUCUAAAGAAUAAAGAUCCAUCUAUGUACUGCUGCUUUAAAGUCCCCUGGAGGGCUUCGCUUUUCCUUUUAACAGAUGAAUGGAGGAAUCAAUUCACCAAUAUCAGAAAAAACCUAUAAUGGAACAUCAAGAGUUUUUUUAAUGGGCAAGAUUAAAACAUCUAAAUGCUUGGUAACACUUUACAAUUAGGUUCUGUUUGAAAACAUUUGUUAAUGCAUUAGCAUUUAUUAAUCUUAAUGCUACUUGAUCAAAUUAGAUUUUUCAUUGUCAGUUAAUGUUAUUUUAUAAUGCAUUAUCUAAUGUUAACAUCAUAUCAUGUUCACCAAAUGUUAUUUUAAAAAUGUAUUAGUAUAUGUGAAAACAACCAUUAACCAACAUGAAGAAGUGCUGCAAAAUAAUUGUUCAUUGUUAACUAAUGUAGUUAACUAAUGUUAACAUAUACAACUUAAAAAAAAAAAAAAAAAAAAAGUAUUAGUAUAUGUUGAAAAUAACAUUAUCCAAGAUUAAAAAGUGCUGCAAAAGUUUUGUUUAUUGUUCAUUUAUGUUACCUAAUAUCAUUAACUAAUGAUAAGGAACAAUUAAGUUUAACCAAAUGUGUUAAUCUUUUUUUUUCUUUUUUUUUUUUUUUCAAACCAUAGAAGCCUGUACAGUCAAAACGUCCUGGUUACUUUCGUAACCUCCAUUCCCUGAUGGAGGGAACGAGACGUUGUG